Messenger RNA from Humulus lupulus (European hop), 940 nucleotides. Its product is annotated as probable calcium-binding protein CML46. The transcript has a single exon. The record is from RefSeq and is a predicted model, not a curated record. The coding region runs from base 212 to 799 and encodes 195 amino acids. Gene Ontology annotation, molecular function: calcium ion binding. Lineage: Eukaryota; Viridiplantae; Streptophyta; Magnoliopsida; Rosales; Cannabaceae.
UGUUCCACAGGCAACCGAUGUAAAGAAAGAAAAAUAACUAUUGUACUAAGCUAAUUACAACAUCUAGAUUUCCUUUCUUAAGUUUCUUUAUAUAGACUUGUGUGUUUAACAACUUUUCCAGGUCCUUCAAAAAAUUUUGUUCGUUGAAGAAGUACUUUGAUCUGACAAAGAAAUAGCUAACACGGUUUUCAGCUUAUACAACUCUAUCACAAUGGUGAAGACAACAUCAUCAUCAUCAUCAUCAUCAUCAUCGCCAGAUGUUACGCUGUAUAUUCCAGUUUUUGCCUUAAUGACACUAAUGUCUGAGCAAGUUGUAUCUGAUUUUUUACCAAGAUUGAAGUCUCUUUUUCAGUCAAAAUCUGCUCUUGAAAACUCCAAGUUUCGCAUUGAGAAAAGCUUUGAAUCCAAGUUGGAUCAUCAAGUUGAGACUGUCACCGAAAGGGAUGAUGGGAAAUUGAGCAGAGAAGAUUUGGAAAUGGUGAUGGAGCCCUUGGGACUUUUUUGCAGCCCAGAGAGUGAGGAGCUUAAGAACUCCUUUGGUUCUGAUGAGCUUUCUGGGUUGUUUGAAGAGGAGGAGCCUAGUUUGGAGGAGAUCAAACAAGCUUUUGAUGUGUUUGAUCAAAACAAAGAUGGCUUCAUUGAUGCCAUGGAAUUGAAGAGAGUCCUCUGCAUACUAGGCUUGAAGGAAGGUUCAGAGAUUGAAAACUGCAAGAAAAUGAUCAACAACUGUGAUGCAAACAGGGAUGGGAAAAUAGAUUUCAAUGAGUUUUUCAAGUUUAUGGAAAACAUUUUUUGCUAAAUUUUUCCUCUCUGAAUACAUAUUUGAUAAACUAUAAUACUCCUUGGAUUUUUUCUACUUUUUUAUCAUUUAAUUUUCCUGUUAUCUUUUUAAUAUAUAAUUAGGACUAUUUAAGCAUCUAAUGACUACUGAACUUCGAUA